UUUUUUUCUCUCUCUCAAACCUGUAAUCGUAUAUUCGAUGCGCAAUCCCUCUUACGAAAGUCGUCCAAUUUUGGAACGUCGGACCCUUGCUGCGCUUGGGACGGCUCGGACUCUACUGAUCGCAGCGAGUCCCCCACCCCUUUUUCUUGCGUUACAGCGCGGCCUAUCGACGUAUUACGGAGCUAAUUCGUACCAUAACUCGCCCCUUCUCAGAAUCAUCGUUAUAGCAGAUGAACAGCUAUUCCGAUCCGAUCGAAUAAUUGUUUUCACAGGUGAUUAUGUUGUUACAGAUCCAAAACGAUGGUGGAACGAGCGUCGUCGUCGUCGUCGUCGUUCAACCGCUCGACAUUCACCGCGUGAGAAUACAAUUUCUAGCCGGCAACGGGUUAUUCAAAAUUGGGACCACCGGACUCGAAUGUAGAGGAAAACCACUCGAGUCCGGCGUACCCUCGAGCCCGCGGAGCAGCUUGCGCCGAACACACACUACGAUUUACGAUACAUCGCAGACGAGAAACUUUACUCUCCCGAAGCGCGGCACAGGGUCGACCUUUGUACGGAUACGUGUCUCCGGACUCGCAGCGGCGGUGACGGCAGAAAGUUUGAAGAGUUGCGGCUGGAAAAUAGCGUUCUUCUUUUAUUCCCCGUUGCAACAGGACUCAGCUAUCGAAGUGCCCAAAGUCCCUUAUCAUUCUCUUGCCCGGUGUAAAAUGUUAGAGUCAACUGGACGGAGAACUGAUAAGGGCCCGCGGGAUACGAAUUCGCCGUGGGAGAAAGCCCUUGUACUCCGGAUUAAAAUUUCCGCACCUGAGAUACCCGGCCCAUGAGAUUUUUCCAUUGCGACUGACGCGGCGUAUCGUUGUCCGUGUAUCUCCUACGAUCGAUGAAUAUCAAAGUUGAUCCCCGGGGAGGCAUCGCCUGGAAGGUCAUCCCGUAUCCCCGUACUGUACGUGGUACGGUUUGGAUAUAUUGACCCCGAACAAAUGGAGCAGUCGGAAUAUUUAUGUUCGUGACACAUAGGGAAAAUACCGAAAUGAACUUGGUUGUGAUAAGCUCGCGGCGAUGAGAUUAUCUUUCAUUGAAUAUCGGAGUGGAGUAUUUACGUGAUCCCUUCUACAUCUAUAAAUACAUUCGGCUGUAUCCAACCGACGUGUAGUUUUAACGUCUCACACGGAUGCAGGCAACUCCGAGAUUUCUUAGCUCCGCUCCGAAUAUCGUGUGAAAAUAUAUACUAUAUCUAGCUAUACACGAUAUAUUAUACUAUACGAUAGGUGUAUGUAUAUGUAUGCUACUUCCAGAUGUAUCAUACCGUAGAUAUAUUGAACUCUAUCAUCGUACAUCCAUAUAUGUUUAUUAAAUCGUUGUUGCCGAUCUACAAUUCAAUUUUUCGUAUCAACGAACAACGGAAAGGAUUGUCGGCUGCUGUUGAAUUACUCGUAUACCUCGAUACGGAGUUUCUAAAACUGGGAGUAAAUAUCGCGAACAAUUUGUUAGGGUUCAUCAAUUCCAUCGACCGAUGAAUACCGAGUAAUUACGAAAACUUAUUGUGAACGAGCUAUAGAUUUAAGACUAUUUAGCCUAUGGAUUCAAUUAGCACUUUCUAUAGGAUCCCAAAUCGUGGUUGCUCACGUUGCCGGCAACUAGCAACAGCGUAAUAGGGUCUAGUCGAGUAGCGACGCGCGAGUUUGCCAAUAAGUCCAGUCGGUGCGUUUUUUUUUUUUUCUCUCCUUUUCCUCCUUUUUUUUCUAUUUUCAGGGUUGCGUUGCGGAAUUCUCGACUCUACUUCGGUCUACUAGAGAAUGUUUUCGGACAAGUUGCGUAACUAUAGUUGUAUACCAAAUUGUAUACAAUACACACAUAUUCGAUAGAUGUAGAAUAUGUGAUAAAACGUCUGGGGUAAUUGAAAAUAAAUGUGAACGUCGAGAAAGACGUAGUUGUCGAGGUU
Athalia rosae (coleseed sawfly) is the source of this 1942-nucleotide messenger RNA. RefSeq lists its product as uncharacterized. Bases 279 to 824 code for a protein of 181 amino acids. The transcript is spliced from 2 exons. The record is from RefSeq and is a predicted model, not a curated record. Lineage: Eukaryota; Metazoa; Arthropoda; Insecta; Hymenoptera; Athaliidae.